Molecule: messenger RNA, 465 nt
Organism: Knipowitschia caucasica
Lineage: Eukaryota; Metazoa; Chordata; Actinopteri; Gobiiformes; Gobiidae
Source: the annotation of a GenBank genome assembly
AUGCAUUUGCUGAGAACCUUGUUGCUACUGUCUCUGCUGGCCCCUCUCAGCGGCAGGAAGACCCAGGGUCGCGGCGGCAGAUGGAAAGGUCACACCGUGAGGCUGAGACUGGACCCCAAACUCCCCACAGGACUGCCCCCCCUCUCCAGCAGCAGCACCGCCAACAUGUCGCUGGCUCCAUGGGUCUACAAGACAGAGUGUGUGGCGUCCCGUGUGCCCCAGUGCCUGUCCCACGCUCGCUGCCUGACUUCAGGCUGUGUUCUGGGGGACAGCGGGUACGAGGACAGGAGCCUGGAGGCCAAACCCAUCUACUACCAGCUGCUGGUGAUCCAUAGAGUGCCGCGGCGCAGAUACAGGACGUCCCGGCAGCGUGUCCAGAGGAAGGGGUACGACUUCAGACUGGACACAGAGCUGGUGUCUGUCGGCUGUACCUGCGUCCGGCCCAUUGUGCUCUCACAAGACUGA